GAAUGCCGAUGUCACCAGCAGCUCCGCUUACGGAGCCGAAAGUGCAGAAGCAAAAGCGCAGGAAAUUCAUCCAUUUAACAAAAGCGAAGGCGGCCUGCGGAAAGCGCCAGGAGGCUGAAACAGAUCCGAAAUAGAAAGCUUCAGCUCCGGUUCGAUUUGCACACGCUUUUCCGCUCCACCUACACUUGCCCGAUCAGAACAUGGCAAGUGGGCAUCCCAUUGACUCAUUUGCUUUCAUGUACAGACCCGAAAGCUCUCAGAACUCAAAGAGUAAGGUUCGACCGUCUUCCAGCAUGAAUCCUGUUUAUAGUCCAGUGCAGCCAGGCACGGCGUACGGAAACCCCAAGACCAUGACGUACCCAGGCUAUCCUGCAGGUUAUCCCACCACAGCUCCAGCAUACACACCUAAUAUCUACCAGACGGGCACUCCGGGAUACCCUCCAGGAUACACAACAGGAACUCCCUAUAAGGUGCCCCCGGCACAGACGAACGGAGCCCCUCCACCGUACUCAGCGUCCCCGAGCCCCUACUCCACGGCCAUGUUUCCCAUCAGAAGUGCCUACCCUCAACAAAAUCUCUACGCUCAGGGUGCGUAUUAUUCCCAGCCGGUGUUUGCGCAGCCGCAUGUAAUCCAUCACACCACGGUGGUGCAGCCCAACAGCCUGCCGUCGGCCAUCUACCCAGCGCCGGUGCCUGCCGCCCGGCCUAACAGUGUACCUGUGGGCAUGCUGAGCGGCUCCACCAUGGCCAUGUCUGCAGGGCCUCUGCUCACCACACCACAGCACACGCAACACAUCGGCACUCACCCGGUCACCGUGCCAACGUACAGGCCACAGGGGUACAGCUACGUACCUCCGCACUGGUAGAGCUGCCAGCCCACUGCAUAUCUGGAGUUCACAUUGUUCACAUUUCCAGUCUUCGUGGACGCAGCCUCCAGCACCGGGCCACAGAGUCCUUCUGCGAGUACAAAUACUGAACGAGCAACGGUCACUUUAUGUGUUCUUGGCGAUUUCGUUAAAGCUGCUCACUCGAUCGAAAUUUGUUCAGUUUUUGUGUUACGUUAGAAAUCCCUGACCAAUACCUACCAGCAGUUAAAACACACGAACAGAAAAUUCAACUACACUGAGCAGCAGCGAGCAUUGUGCUGCUGUUAACACUGGGUCCUGUGCUACACUAGUACUUUCUCUAACAGUCUGAAUGUACACAUUUGCUUCUUACACUAUAUAACAUUUAGGUUUGAGUUCAGGGUUUUUACUUUUUUUUCCGUUUCUGCAGUGCUCUUGUGAAAGGGCUAUGGUUUUUUUUUUCCUCUGUCAAAAUUUGCCUUUGAGAAAAGGUUGACAUCCUCCAGUUUGGGGACUCAUAGUGAAUCGUUUUCAUCUGGUACUGCCAUUCUAGUAGAUGCACAAUUUUUAGAGAACCUUUCAGCGGUUUAAUCCGCUGUAGUGGACAUUAAAGUGGGUUAGCCUUCUUUAGUGAGUUUUAAAUCAGUUAACCAGAUUUAGUCAACACUUAAAGUGAAUUAGCCUGUUUUUAGCGACACUUUAAAUGGUUAACCAUUAGUAGGUGAUAUUUGAAGUGAAUUAACAGGCUUUAGGACACUUCAAUGGUUUAACCAGGAUAAUUUAAUUGGGUUAACCAGCUUUGGUGGUUAUUAAUAUUUAGGUGGUCUAUUAACCACCAUUAUUAGACACUUUAAGAGGGGCAGCCAAUUUUAGUGAACAUUUCAAGUGGGGCAUCUGGGUUUAAUAGACAUUUAAAUGGUUUAACCAGCUUAAGUGGACAUUUCUUUGGGCACAUCAUCUUAAAUGGACACUUCAAGUGGGUUAUCCAGUUUUAACUGACACUUCGUUAAUUAACCAGAUUUAAGGAAACAUGUCCAUGAGCUAAUCAUCUUAAGUGACAAUUGAAGUGGGUUAGCCAGUUUUAGUGGAUAUUUUAGUUAGCUAACCAGAUUUAAGGAGACUUUUCAUUGGCUCAUCAUCUUAACUGGACACUUGAAAUGGGUUAGUGGACAUUUCAGGAGGUUAUCCAGCUUUAGUGGACAUUUUGGUGGGUUAGCCAGUUUCACUGGAUGCUUCAAGGGGAGGGCAGAGGGUAAGCCUGUUUUAGUGGACAUUUUAGUCAGUUACCAAGCUUUAGUGCACAUGUUAGUUUUAAUGGACAUGUCAGUAGGUUAUCCACCAUCAUAUCUCACAAAGCUGUGACGCAAUGUUGAUAUAUUAUCCAUGCAGUAUGUAAAACAUGAACAAAAUGAGCAAAAGGCCUGCUGUAAUAGGCUUUACAUGCACAUGCUAUUGAUUAUGCACUCAAUCGUGUGCAUAUGCAGAAAUGGUAGAAGAGAUACAAUAAGACAGGAGCAAUGCAGCUGGUGGUCUAGGAGGCUUAGAGGUGUAAUGAAGUGUGAAAACCAAACAGGAUGGUUUGAUGCCCUGGUCAUUUGAACUUCACGCCAAUUGCACUCGCUCCACACUACUAAACUUGUCGGGCUCUAAAAGGCUUAUUUGGAUUUGGUUUUAUUCUGUAUGUGCUUACAUUGUCCGAUCAAAGCAAACAGAUAUAGUGUAUGAUUUAUAGGACUUUGUGUAGGACUGAUGCAAGCAUGCUUACUUGAGUGAUUCCUUUCAUCACGCUCAAAUCUGACCAAAUCAAAGCACCAGCUUUGGACGCUACGUUUCCGAGUGUGGUUUGCAAUAAAGUUCGGAAGUCCACUUGGUUUCAUGCUCCUGUGUAGCACCAAGGACUCGUUACUAGGCAGCUGAGAGGGAAAGAAAACACUAUCCCUGCUUUUUACUACUGUUUGUAAAACACCCAUGGCAUCUUUCUCUUAAAUAAAUCACACAAGUGGUCACUUCUAGCACAAGGCAAAGACACAACAUUAAGAGGAAAACAAAUCUAGUUUAAAAAAAUUCUUAGGUGAUUUGUUUGAACUAAUCGAAUGAUGUCAUGUUCAAAUGCAUCCUGGGUAAGUUCUACAGUGUAUAGUGAUGCCGAAUUCAGCCUUCACUUGAGCAAGUACCGUCCUUAAAGUGCGACAAGGGUUCAACAAAUGAGAAAUGCUGUCGGAAAGUCAUCAAGGGUGUGUUAAAAACAGAGCUGGAAAGCAGGUUGUGUGUUUUUCCCCAUCCCGUCUCUCUUUUUCCAUGCAUGCUAGUUGUCUUAGAUUCGGAGGCCAUAGUUUCGAGGUAGCACUAAAGAAGGAAUUAAAAUCUGUGUUUUAUCAUGCAUUAUGUUCUUGUGCGUGGGCAUAAAAGAAUAGUUAGUAUAAGUGAGGCUACAUUGCUCAAGGAACUCAUAACGAACGUAUAUAACAUUCAGUAAGGAAUAUUGCACUCUUCAAAAGUAAUAAUCUAUGCUUGUAGUUGGUACAGUACUUAAUCUUAAAUAAACAGCGCAUUUAUUGUACAUUCAAUUGUGGUACUCUAGUCUUCCAGACAAAAAAAAAAAAAAAUACACUGAAGAGAUCCAUGCAAAAUAUUAUAUAUCAUUGCAGUAUUCUUCCAUAUUUUAACCACUUUAUUAAAAAAAAAAAAAAAAGUCUGUGUUUUAUUAAAAAGCAACAAAAUGGAAUUUGCAGGCUAUAUUUCAAAUGAUCACGCUAGUCUAGAGUUGUGUGUUUGUCUAGGGAUGGUUGUCGCCCUGGGUUGUGCCAUGUCGGUCUGUGUGUGUGGUGAGAUUUGCAGCAUCCUCGGUAUCCUCGUAAUUGUUGGUUUUAUGCAGUUAAGCAUCAUGAAAUAACUCAAAUUAUAUUUUUGACGGCGAACCAUGCGCUUGGGCUGUCAUGAGAGUUGACUUAAAGCCUUGAAAGUACAGAGUUCUUAAAAGUAAAGUUUGUUUUCUUAAGUCAGUAAGGGCGACUUUACGUUCCGAAUGUUCACAUCACAGCAAAUUAGAAUGAAUCAUUUUGCUCGGAUAUAAGAUGUCACGGUAACGGUUUCUAUGAAGCUUGUAUUCAGACUUUUAAUAAUGUGCUUAUAAUUCUUUUGGUCUUUGUUCGGCUAUAAACAUGUAACGUAAAUGUCAUUAUUCAUCCUUAAGUAUGUGUUUCAAGUCUUUUUAGCAGUACGAGCAGAUUGUUUUAUUCUCAGUGUAAUAGCUAUGCAUUACAUAGCCAGACCUUUGGCAUUUUGGUGCAUUUUAGCAUUUUGUACACCAAGAACCACCUACAGAAAUACGUAAUUCGACAGACCUUUUCCCUGUAGCUUAUCAACAAACACAAAAAAUGAUCUCUUUACUCAGUGCUCCAAAACAAAACUCUAAUAACUUAUUAUUUUGUAGUGACCAAGCAGAUUGUUACCCUGAUGAUUCUGAAGCUUGUGGCCAGAAAAGUGAAAAAAAAAAAAAAAAGAUCUCAGAUGGCCUGUGCGCGGAGCUUCUGAGGCUGAAACUACAGCAUACGUCACAUAGCAUUAAGGUGAAUAAUGACAUUUAUAUUAUGUUAAUAAGCGGCAUUGUUACUGUAAUGAGCACAAGAGUUAUGAAUUCAGCUCCAUAGAAAAGUGUUACUUUAAUCCGGUGCAUCAAAUUUCAAGUUUUUCUGAUGGAUCACCAUAUUAUUCUUUCCGGUUUCAUUGUAGUGCUUCAUCUUAACGCUGUUCUGCCUGAGACACGACACAUAAGGAAAAAAUUCUAACAAUCAUAACAGCGAAAUCACAUAUACGCAGCUAAACAUUUUAUGCUAUGCACUGGUUGAUUAUUUGUGAGUGAUACAGUAGUAGAACCCUACGUUUUACACACUUUAUACACUUUUUACACACAUGGCUCAUUUAUCCUGUAGCGUAAUGCAAGCAGCAAUGCAUGGCUGCUAGGAACAGACCUGUGAAUACUGAGAAGUGAGACGUAUUUGCGAUGUACAUAUCCGAAUAUUAUACAGAGAAUAAGUAUUUUGAGUAUUUGAGCACUAGAAUGUAUUUUCAAAUACAUGUAUUUUCUCAAAGACUUAAGUACUUAGGUACUUUUCCACCCAGGUCUGUUGUAGAGAGUGUGAUCAUUUUCCAUUCAACUUUAUUUACUUACCGAUGAGUCUUAAUGGUUUUUUUUUUUGUUCAGUAUGAUGACAGUACAACCUAAUAUCACAGUUUUCCCUAUAUCAUACCAUCUGCUUACAUUCAAUGCCAUAUAACACUUCAGGGUUCUUUUAUUUAUUUUUGGGAAACUGCUAGAACAUUCUGACUUGUUAAGAGGUUCACCCCUAUUCUUAGUCGUCUAUCAAAUCCGUGUAGAAAUACAAAUUAGAAAUUCUCGGAUUCUGCUCGCAAAAUCUUUCAAGGUUGUCUUCUGUAGGUUUUCGUCCUGAACAAAGUGAGCGGAUUUAAAAUUUUGAACAAUUAGAUUUUAUUCCAGGGUAGUUUCACACACCUCAUUACUAUACAGCUUGUUGGCUUCAUUAAUUUUAAUAGUUUUUUUUUUUUUUUUACAGUACAAAAAGAACAUUAUUUAAGGUGCAUAACUGUUCCAUAGGACCACUGUUGUACCUUUUGAAUGUACAUGUACAUUGAUAUACACAUAUACAAGCUUUUUCUGUCCUUGUACAAUGGUGAAGGAACAACUGCAUCCUGUUUUUAAGAAUGUCCUUUUUUUCUUUUAAACUUUACACUCUGUGACAGGAGAGAUUAAACUUUACACUCUGUGACAUCUUUAAAUGUGACGAAUAAGUUGUUGUUUUAAGGGAUAAAAGUCAUUUGAUUUGUUUUGGACAUUAAUUAAAUCCAAGUCUUGUGGUUAUUUUGGUUAAUGUUAGCCUUCACAUUUCCUGUGUGUGUAUAUAUAUAUAUAUAUAUAUAUAUAUAUAUAUAUACACACACAAAAAAAAGUUUAGGGCAAUAUUGAUGCAGUGAAGCAUGAUUAUCUUUAGCCAAUUUCAGGAAACUUCACUUUAAUUUCACUAAAAUUACAUUUAUUGUCCUUUUGUUUUGGCAAGGAACGCUUAGGAAACAUCCUUGGCUGUAUGACAUAAACCAGUACGUAUUUAGGUUUGUGUGUUACCUGUAUGCUAGAAUAUAUUUUUCACACACAAAUAAGAAUUUUUAAAUAAUACUGACGUACAUUUUGCCCUACAGAACAUUUUCCACUCCUGGUGUCCGCCUGCUGUAAAACAGAGUUUUGCAGUUCUUGUACAAGAGCUUAAUUAUGGAUACUAAACCGAGAUGUAAACACAGGCCGACACAUUGUCUUCCGAAAUGUAGUCUUCAUUAUGAGUUUUGGUUUUCAUCAAGCAGGGUUUAAUACCAAUAAGCAGCAAACUUCAGUUUUACUCAGCGCUUUUCUGUCUGUUACAUGACGUGGCAAUAGCUAUUCCCAUCAGGUUUGUGCAGAUGAAGUCCAGUUCUGUUGUUUUAUGUUGUAAUGAGGAUCUGUUAGCUGAUCUUGGUGAAUCUAAAACCAGGGUUGUAAUUGUAUUAUAUUUGCUGUACAUGUAAAAUGUAGACCAUUCAAUAACUAUUAAAAUCUUUCAAAAACA
Pangasianodon hypophthalmus (striped catfish) is the source of this 6460-nucleotide messenger RNA. RefSeq names its product myelin-associated neurite-outgrowth inhibitor. NCBI's taxonomy places the organism in Eukaryota, Metazoa, Chordata, Actinopteri, Siluriformes, Pangasiidae. Gene Ontology annotation, biological process: positive regulation of base-excision repair. The coding region runs from base 201 to 866 and encodes 221 amino acids. The record is from RefSeq and is a predicted model, not a curated record. The transcript has 8 exons.